GGGCUCCAUUUUUCCUCGUGGAAUUUCGCGCGUCUUCUGCAUUAGCGGUAGCUCCACAAUUCCACACAACACCUUCGUUUUUUUCCGUCUUAAUAUAACCCUAUACUACACCUCGUCCCGGAGAAAUGAACGUCUUUUAAUUUCCUCCAUCUACGAGGAGACUGGUACUGGAUGUUCGGCGUGCGGGUGUGUAGCGUCACGGGCGGCGUGUCAUUCACCACAGAUCGCAUGUAGAUCACGAAGCCGCCUGACUGCGAGACGUGGCACAUCUUAUGAUUUAAAGCGCCUUUCAAGUGAUGCAAAUGUAACCGUCUUUGUCGGGAAUAACGGAAAGUGUACUGGAAGCAGGAUGUCCUUCUACGCCGUCAUUAUACCGAUCCUCUGUAUCAUUUUCUCUGCUUGGCAGGUGAGUGCAAAUGAGGAUUGCUUGUGGUACGUGGACAAAAAUGGCACCUGGCACAAUGGCUUCGACUGCCCACUCAUAACUUUCUGCUGUGGAAACUGUCACCGCCGCUACUGCUGUCUCGAUGGCUUCAAGAUGAUCACAGAAGCAGGACAGAAGCGCUGCAUGCUCUUCCAUCUCAGCCCAUCCACUAUAGCUGGCAUUGCUUCAUCGAUCCUGCUCUUUGUGGCUGCAAUUGCAACCAUGGUCUGUUGCUUCAUGUGUUCCUGUUGUUACCUUUACCAGCGACGCCAGCAGCGAGGCAGAACUCCUUAUGAAGCCCAGCACAUUCCAAUGGCCAGCUAUCCAGUGGAGCACAUGUAUGAUGCUUAUGGUAAACCAAUCGGUCAUCUGGAAUAUCCUGGAUAUCCAAUGGUGCCGCAGUAUCCUAUGAUGCCCCAGGGUCCUUAUCCUCCUCAUCCUCCUGAUCCAGGAUUCAGUCAAGCAGCUCCUCCGCCGUACUCUCCUCCCCAGUACCCUGGGCACUGAAAGAGCCGAAGCCCCCUCCCAUCGGCAAGGAGAAGAUAACCUGUACAAUGGGUGAUGAAGAGGGCCCAUGCUUGUUUGGAAUCCCUUGUAUGAGAAUCCGUAUAAAAAAAAGUUGAGUUAUGUUAUUUAUUUCUUAAUUUAAAUUAAUUUGUGGAGUGAAGCAUGAACUGACCUGGGAAUCGCCUCACACGUCGGAGUAUUUUCUUGUUUGAUGUACAGCUUUCAUGUGUCACUAAUCAGCAAGACUCCUUCCACUUUAACCCAGCAACUCACAGACUCAAAAAGACUGCUAUAGAUGUGCCAUUAUGUUUUUGUCAAACUCUCAAAAAAAAUGGACCGUUAGAUAUGGCUGAUCUGCAGAAGAGAACUGCUGAUAGUUUUGACUCGCCCAGGAUGUUUUCUGUUCAACCAAAUAAGAAGCAUUUGUCAUUCGCACUUUAAGCUGCAAUAGACGUGCUUAGCUGUCUCUCCCUGCUCGUUUCUUCGAAAUGCAUUUAUUUCUGCAUGUCAUGUGCAUCAUAAACAUCCGUAGGCUUUAGAUGUUUUACAGACAUGCUGACAUGAGACAGGUAUUUUAUAGACAGUUUACAUGCAGUAUGUAAAUAAGAGAGAACUUAACAUGUGUCGCAUAGCAUCUUCCCAACCAACCAAAACGUCAUUGUGUGCGUUUGCAGUUUGCCAUCUGUCGUUAGAUGUGGCUUGAAUUUAAGCCGUUAUGUUAACAUUCGUUAGAUCUGCAUGUCUUUAAUUGUAACUCAAGCUACCUAUAGGCCAGCUAUCGAGGAGAUCACAGUAAUGUUUGCAUUCCUUUAGCUGUCUAUCUGUUCUUAUUCAUUUCAAAAAACAUUCAUUUAUAUUAUAUCGUUACAUACUUAAAGCAGUGUCAUUUAAGCAAAGCCCCUUUAAGCUAUGUUAGUUUCUGCAUAUUUGUCGUAAUAUUUCACCCAAAAAUGAAAAUUUGCUGUUUCAAUAAUUUACAUAAAAAAAUUAUUUACUCAAGCAUUUUCAAGAAGAUUUUUAGCCAAAAUCGAGGCAUUUGGUGGUUCAUAUAAUGCAAGUCAACAGCUAUAUCAGCAAUUUGAGAGUCAAAAAGCAAAGUAUUAAUUUUGUUUGUCCUAUGUAUAUUUUUUUACUCUAAAAAUGCCGGAGGACUUUGACUUGCAGUUUAUGAAUCACUAAUGGCGAGUUUUUGAUAUUUAGUUAUUUAAUAUGGUAGCCAAGAGAGCUUAACGUGCUGCAAUUUAAGAAAAAACAUGCAUUUACAAAAAAACAUCAGCAAAUUAAGAAAAGAUCUUUAUCCGUUUGACAGCACACAUGCUGCAAAUGCUCACAUCGCAAGCAAUUUACUAAAACGUGCUGCAUUUUCUCACAACACUUUCAAAAAGAACACACAGCAGAAAUGUUUCAAGGGGACCCAAAAACGUGACUGACACCACUCAUGUCAUAGUGUCGGGACUAUUUCUCAGUGAAGUUGAAGUUGAUCUUUGAAAGGUGAGUUUUGUGUUUAUGUUAACAUCCUUAUUGCCUUGUCUUUUGUAUUUUACUAGCCUAAAUCACCAUUGCUGCAUCCCAAAUCGCAUACUUCUACUAUGCCCUAAAAGUAUGCACUUUUUUGUGAAGGAAAAGUAUAUACUUUUGAGUGUGUGACAGUAGAGUAUGCAAGCUUUGGAACGUACUACUUCCUUGUUAACAGAUCAAUAUGUUGCUUAGUUACGAGCCGUCAAUCAUUCACACAUCAUCCACAUUUCUGUCAUCUUCAAUUUCCUACCUUAUUGGAGAAGCAGCAGCAGCAGAUUAAUCUCCCAUUUACAAGUUUUUCAUGCAGAGAAAUCUCCUCAGGUCUUUGGACAAUUAUGCAUUCAGAUGUUAAUGUCCAUACACGUCUUUAUAUAAGUUCAGUAUUGUUGUUGCAGAUGAAAUAUAACACAGAAAAUGCGAUUUAAAUAUUUUCCAGUUGGCUAGAUAUUAAUAAACAGUCAUCUUUACUGAAGCUUCUCUACUUGAUGGUUGGUCUCUCGCGUCCAUCAUGUUUCUAGUUUGUUUACACUUUUCACCCGCGUUUGUAGUUCUAAUCGAAUUCACGUACAAUGUACAAUGUACUGUGGGCAAUAUCAUACUCUUUUCAACAUACUAUGAUUUGGGACAUACUAAUUCUAUUUUCAAAUACUAUUUAAGACCGUAUGCGAAUUGGGACGCAGCACAUAACCUAAAUAGCAGAGUCUGUCACGCUUUUGGGUCCCCUUGAAACAUUUCCAUUGUGUUCCAUCCUUUUUGAAAGUGUUGUGAGAAAAUGCAGAUUUUGGUAAAUUAUUUGCGUUGUGAGUAAAUACAGUGCGUUUCAUUAAUUUGUUUGCAUUGUGAGAAAAUGCAGCACGUUUUUUAAAAAAAUGUGUUUGCCUUGUGAGGAUUUGCAGUAUGUGUGCUGCCAAACAGAUGAAGAUCUUGUCUCAAUUUGCUGGCGUUUUUUUCUAAUUGCACAUUUUCUUAAAUUGCAGCAUGUUAAGCUUUCUCGGCCACCAUAAUUUAAUGUUCUUUUGAAGAAAAUCUAAUCAUAAAUGUAAUCAUAGAUGACCUGAAAGUAAGUAAAUGAACAGCAGAUAAAGUUUUUGGAGUCAUUUCUGCAAACUUGAGUCAAAUCUCUAUAACUUCAUGGCAAAAACAAAAAUCGGACACUUUUCUUUGUCUUUUUAAACUGCAAAUAUGUGGUCAUUUACCAGCACACAACAGAUUUUUGCAGUUGAAAUACAGUAAUUAAAGUUGAGGUAACUUAAUUGGGAAUUUCGCAAAAGAACAUUUUCCUGUUACAAAUUCUUUUGUGAUGCAACUUAAGAUGGCUCUUUUAUUGCCUGCCGAAUUGAGUGUUUUUCCAUUGACAUAAGCAUCAUUGUAUCGUCUCUGCCUUAUUUUCCAAGUUUAUCAUCAAUUACACUUCUUCCAAGGGUCAGUUAGAAUGUAUUUAAAACGAAUUAGAAACUCUCUCAUUAGAAGAAUUUAGUUCAAAAUAAUUCAUCAGGUGCAUAUGAGGUGCAAUUUGUUUUGAUUUGAAAUGAUUUGUGCUACCUCCUCAUUUCACAUUAGUUGUGAUGCUUUUUCCACUGUUUAAAUAACUUGCUAGUUAUUUAAAUUAAUGUAAAAUUAACAGUGUUGUUUUUUGCUGUAUACAGCAUAUGCUACAGUUUUGUCACUUUGAAAUGUGAAGUACAAACGAUCUACAAAGAGGAAUUUUUACAAUGUGGAAUAUUAACAUGUAUUUCGAGAGGAAAAAAGGGAAUUAAUAGGCUACUAGUGUUUGAACUUGCACUAAUCAAUCCUAUAAAAGAGGACUAAUUGAACAGACUGGACAAGGAGUAUUGCUUAAUUCUCUUUUUACAAUAAAAAAAAGAGUUGACUUUG
Molecule: messenger RNA, 4324 nt
Organism: Danio aesculapii
Lineage: Eukaryota; Metazoa; Chordata; Actinopteri; Cypriniformes; Danionidae
Gene: shisa4
Product: shisa family member 4
Exons: 5
Coding region: 350-931 (193 amino acids)
Source: RefSeq, a predicted model, not a curated record